CUGAAAUGAUCAAAUCAAAAUGUUCAAUAUUUGCGAAGUUAGCAAGGUCUUCAUUGAGGUACCGUAGUUGCGGGGGGGAGUGUAAACCCUCCGAAGUACCCUCUAACACGAAACUCACCAUACUCCCAAAUGGCGUGCGUAUCGCCACCGAAGAAACCAGAACAUCUUAUCUACAAAGGCUUUAGAAGCAUGAAGAAGAAUGAACUGCAAGAUCUGUGUCUAGCGUCUGGAAUCAAACUCGGUGCCUCGACUGGAAGGGAACUCCAAAUAUUCAACGCAAGAUGUCUCUAUGAAAGCAGAUCCACAGUAAUCGAUAUCUUCAGCAAAAUGAUAACUGAACCGGCUUUCUUUGAAAACGAAAUCGAAUUGGAGAGGAAACAAAUCAUGCAUGAAUUGAUCGAUGCUGACAACGACCCUAAACAGGUUCUAUUUGACUAUUUACACCAGACCGCAUUUCAGGGGACCCCUUUAGCUCAGCGUGUGAUCGGUCCCACGAAAAAUCUGAACGCGUUUGACCCGCCAUAUUGCACCUCGAUUAUGAAGGAUCAUUACCAGCCUUACAAACUGGCGAUUAUUAGUUCUGGAUGUAUGCAACACGAAGAGAUGUUACAACUUGUGAAUAAAUCCUUUGGUUGCUUGGAAGGCAAUCCAGCGAUGCAGUCCGAGGAAGGGCCGGCUCGUUUCACUGGCUCUGAGGUUAUUUUCCGAGAUGAUUCGUUACCUUUAGCUCAUGUAGCUAUAGCUUUUGAAGCGCCUGGAUAUACAACAGUGGAAUACUGGACUAUGUUGGUAGCAUCUUGUAUGUUGGGCUCCUGGGAUAGAAGCCAAGCGAAGCCGGGGUAUAUACAUGCGAAUCUUUUAGCACAAGCGGGCGCAACUGGGAUGUGUGAACGGUAUGAACCAUUUUACUUCGCCUAUAGGGACGUGGGACUUUGGGGCGUCUAUUUUGUAGCGGAUAAGAUGCAUUUGGAGGAUAUGUUGUACAAUAUACAAAGAGUUACGAUGGCUCUUUGUACGAUGGCUCAGUUUACUGAUGUGCAGAGGGGGAUAAAUGCGGCCAAGUUGAAAAUAGCGCGGAGCGUGCAAGGCUCGAUUGAUUCCUGCCAUGAUGUGGGUAUGCAGAUAAUGUAUCGUUGCGGAAGGCAGUCUUUGCAGGACUCUUACGAUUGUUUGUCUUCGGUGAAUCAUCUCGUGUUGAGGGAGGUCUGCGAUAAGUAUAUUUAUGACCGGUGCCCUGCAGUGGCAGGGGUGGGACCCACUGAGAACUUGCCAGAGUACAACAGGAUCAGAUCUGGUACCUACUGGUUGAGGCGUUAGUUCGUUUUGUGUUUUGCUAAUAAAUAUUGUAUCUGUAACAG
Molecule: messenger RNA, 1358 nt
Organism: Plodia interpunctella (Indianmeal moth)
Lineage: Eukaryota; Metazoa; Arthropoda; Insecta; Lepidoptera; Pyralidae
Product: cytochrome b-c1 complex subunit 1, mitochondrial-like
Exons: 2
Coding region: 130-1317 (395 amino acids)
Cellular component (GO): mitochondrion
Molecular function (GO): metalloendopeptidase activity; metal ion binding
Source: RefSeq, a predicted model, not a curated record